AAUGUUAAAAUGUUAAUAUAGUUUUAAACAUUUUUUAGAAACCAGUAGUGUAUUUUGAGAUUCAUUUGGGACAACUUCCAAAAUGUUUCCUAAUUUAACAACUGUGGCAUCAUACCUCCUGCUACCACUUCUUGGGUUGGAUUUUAAUAAAACUAUAACAUACUACGAAACGACCAUUGCUCAGUCUGUUAUAAAAUCCACGACAUACAAAUUAGAUGAAGACGCAUCAAAGUAUAAACCGAAGAACGAUCAAAUUGAGGAUUUUGGUACGUUUGAUUUUAUUGUAAUUGGUUGCGGUACCGCUGGUUCAGUAAUUGCCAGUAGACUUUCUGAAAUAAAGGAAGCUAAAGUGCUGGCCCUGGAAGCUGGAAUAUUUGGUAGUAUUGUAACUGAAAUACCGGGACUGUUUAACAUAGCAGCCAGUUCAGAUUACAACUGGGGUUACAAAAUGGAAUCCCAAACAUAUGGUUGUAAAGGUUACAUUAAUCAAGUUUGUCCGAUUAUUAAAGGCAGAGGUGUAGGAGGAACGUCUUUAUUAAAUGGCCAAAUAUACUCCAGAUCUUUUCCUGACGAUUUUGAUCGUAUUGCCAAUCUGACUAGUGAUGAUUGGAAAUAUGAAAACGUAUUGAAAUACUUUAAAAAAUCAGAGAAUAUGACUCAAACGAAUGAGAAAACAAAAAUUAAUUGGCCGUAUCAUGGUAAAGGUGGUCCUUUAAACGUGCAAAAUCCUUCCUUUGUCAGUAACAAAGUGGAAGCUUUCAUUCAAGCAAACAUUCAACUUGGUUACAAUUUAACAGAUUACAACAGCCCUUCAGGGUUGGGCGUUUCAUACAUGCAGAUAAUGAAUAAAUUUGGUAAACGUUCAGACACUGGGUCGUCUUUCGUUAUUCCAAAUUUGAACAGAGACAAUUUAGACGUGUCAACAGAGAGUUAUGUAACGAAAAUUGAAAUUAACUCCCAGACAAAGGUAGCUGAAAGUGUGUUGUUCACUAAGAACGGAAAAUUAUACAGGGCCACAGCUAGAAAAGAAAUAAUCCUUUCCGCUGGGGCGAUAGCUUCGCCACAAAUUCUUAUGCUCUCAGGGGUGGGAAGAAGCGAGGAAUUGUCCAAAUUUAAUAUUCCUGUUGUAAGUGAAUUGGCCACUGGUGAAAACUUGCGGGAUCAUUUACUUUUGCCAAUGUUUGUGAGUUAUUUUGAUCUUGAACCGAUUGUAAGUUUAAAAACAGCCGUACGGGAAUAUUUACAAGGUGCUGGAAUUUUAACUUCUUGUGGCCCCAUUGAUGGCAUUGCUUUUUAUGAUAGUACGGGACAAAAUGCGGAAUAUCCUGAUGUCGAAAUGUUUGUGCUUCCAAACAUUCUGUCAAUGUCUGCGAUUAUGGAUUUGCCAAGUAUUCUUAAAGUAUUCAAUUUCAAACCUACUACCCUGUUGGAAAUAGGAACGGUGUUAAAAAGUAAAUUUUUCAUGUUGUUGUCUAAUGUUCUUGAUACUAAGUCAGUUGGGAGCGUUACUUUAAGAAGUGACUCACCCUAUGAUUAUCCUAAGAUAGAUCCUAAUAUACUAUCAAACAAACAGGAUGUAGACAAAAUUAUACAGUUGGUAAAAAUUGGCAGGAGACUUUCAGAAACUCCAGCUUUCAAAAAAUAUAAAUACAAACUAUCACCACCAACAUUAGCAGCCUGCAUUGGUUACGAAUAUGGUUCGGAUGAUUAUUGGAGGUGCUCUGUAGAGCAAAUUAGCUUUCCCACCUAUCAUUCAGUGGGUACAUGUCAAAUGGGCAAAAGCUCCAAAUCCGGAGCAGUCGUAAGUCCCGAACUGAAAGUUUUUGGAGUGGAACAACUGAGAGUUGCGGAUGCUUCAGUGUUGCCAUUUCCUCCAAAAGGGCACAUCGAGCCUAAUGUUGUAGCUAUCGGUGAAAUAGUCUCCGAUAUGAUUAAGAAGACACACGGAUUACUUUGAAACAUGUCUGAAAAUAUACAAUACAAUAAAAAUAUUCUUACCUUAA
Molecule: messenger RNA, 2003 nt
Organism: Aethina tumida (small hive beetle)
Lineage: Eukaryota; Metazoa; Arthropoda; Insecta; Coleoptera; Nitidulidae
Product: glucose dehydrogenase [FAD, quinone]-like
Exons: 3
Coding region: 83-1957 (624 amino acids)
Molecular function (GO): oxidoreductase activity, acting on CH-OH group of donors; flavin adenine dinucleotide binding
Source: RefSeq, a predicted model, not a curated record